CUGCUCGUAUCCCUACCGUCACGGAGCAAAGUCUUGACUCGAGAUAGUGCAGGUUCAUUAGGUCUCCAGGUCGGUAUCGGUACUCCGGUAAGCUACUCGACCUCUCUUCUCUUCUCUCUCCCUUUCAUCCUAUUCUCCUGGACAAUAGUUCUAUAUGAGGCUCGCUACUGCUGGCGAUGUCUUCAGAAGAUUCCCAUAGAGUUCCCCCCUCUGCUUCCUCUUUCCAAGCAUGACUUAUCAUGACGGACAAGCUGACUCUGCGGCCACAAGGCUCGCUCGAGUCGAAGUUCUCAGACCACUCCGACUCAGCAGCCGAAGAGGAGGUUUCUCCGGAGCGCAAGGACUUCUUCACCGGCGUACGAAGGGGGAUCAAGAAGUUAGGAUCCAUAUCUGGGCCUCACAAUAGACCAUCGAACAUCCAGGUGGGAGAACGGUCUUCCCCAGACCCAACACCAGGUUCUGCAGAUUCGGAACGGGCUCGUCGAAAAAAGCAUGCCCCCAGUACAAGCGAUCUCAGCCGCGAGAAACCUUUACCUAAGACGCCCCUCUCGCCUCCCGUCGAGCUGCUGCUGCAGAACCCGUUCAGCCCGCCCGAUACCCCGAAGCCUUUCGCCUCAAUGUCUCGGCCGGCUGUAGGUGGUAGCCGCACGAGCACGAUGGAUUCUACGACCUCCAUGACAGCCACGCAGAUGUAUGCCAGUGGGUACAAGCCUGCUUCGAGCACUUACUUGGCGGACAUGAAUAGUAGUCAAGGAAGCAUUGCUAGCUCAAGACAGGAAGGAGAAGAUGAUACGAGGGACAUUAUGACGCCGCGGAGUAAUGGUCCACCUUCUGCUGGGCCUUCUCCAGCUCAACCAUCGCGGUCUGCGGGAGGAAAUGUAGUUGGCACAUCAAGUGGAGGGUCGUCUCAACAUCUUUCAGGACUUAUGUGCAAUGUACAUCGAACUACGGGACGAGAACCCCACCCAUUGGUGGGAGCUACGACCACGAUACUGGGAGAUAAGUUAUAUGUAUUUGGAGGACGGAUAUUAUCAAGGACUCGACCUGCUCUGACGUCCGAUUUAUACGAACUGGAUCUCAUCAGAAGGCACUGGACCAAAAUCGAGACAGGAGGAGAUAUACCCCCGCCAAGAUACUUCCACAGUGUUUGUGCACUGGGAGACACCAAGCUAGUAUGCUAUGGUGGAAUGUCUCCCGCGCCAACGCAAGGACAAGUCCAGCCCGUGGCAGCAGCUCAAAAUGCCCAGGAUGCUCAACCAGAAGUGGUUGUGAUGUCAGACAUCUAUAUAUAUGAUGCGCCGACUAAGAUGUGGUCUUUUAUACCAACUCAGGAUGACAAGACGCCGCAGGGCAGAUAUGCUCAUUGUGCGACUCUUCUGCCAUCAUCUGCUACUUUCUCAUCUACGAAUGCAGCAGCGUCUGCUAUUCAACAUAACCCUGCAGGAUCAAAUCCCAAUCAAGGUACACUAGGCGUGAAUCUUGAUGGGACUGGAGGUGCGGAAAUGGUUGUGGUUGGAGGUCAGGAUAGUGCGAAUCAUUACAUUGAACAAAUCAGCGUUUUCAACCUGAGGAGCUUGAAGUGGACAAGUACACAGCAGCUAGGAAAGAGCUGUGGUGCGUAUCGAAGUGUGGUUGCACCAUUGCCUAGUAGUAUCUCUACUAGACUUGGUAGAACAUCACCCACGAAACCAGAUGUUGGAAAUAUCAGCCAAGAUGCAAAGGAACCUGGGUACUCGAUGUUGAUUUAUUCGAAUUACAACUUCUUGGAUGUCAAGCUGGAGUUGCAGAUAAGGUCUUCAGAUGGAACGUUGUCUGAGAAACCCAUGCAUGGGACGUUUUCACCGCCUGGGUUGAGAUUUCCGAAUGGUGGGGUUAUCGAUACGAAUUUUGUUGUCAGCGGCACAUACCUCACUUCAUCGAAACAAGAAUAUGCUCUAUGGGCUUUAGAUCUGCGGACUCUGACAUGGAGCCGCAUAGAUGCAGGAGGCAGUGUAUUCAGUCAAGGGAGCUGGAAUCGUGGUGUGUUGUGGAAUCGGCGGAAUACAUUCGUUAUUCUUGGAAACAGGAAACGAAGUCUAGUGGAAGAUUAUAACCACCGACGAAUCAAUUUCAGCAAUGUUUGCAUGGUUGAGUUGGAAGCGUUUGGUCUCUAUGAUAAUCCGAGGAAAGCAACGCCGAUGUCUGGUUUCGUCUCAGCUAGCUCGCCAUAUUCGGCUCCUGCGUUGAAUAUUGGGACGAAAGCGGGUUGGACUGCUGGGGGGAGGUCAUUCUCGAAAGCGGCUGAGGAGCUGGGUCAGACUGCUUUAAGCUUGAGGGAAUUGGCUGAUAUGGAUAUCCUAUGUGUUGGUGGAGAGCGGAUACCCGUCAACUCGAGAGUUGUGGCUCGAAGAUGGGGGCCUUAUUUCGUCCAACUUCUCCGUGAAGGAGCCGCAACACAAGAUGGAAAUGAUGCCGCCACUCUUCGACCUGAAAAUAUCUUCAGACACAAUCCGAGCCGAAACAGCAGUGUUACCAUUACUCCCAGUAUUGGUGGACAAUCCUCGAACCUAAGCACUUCAUCAACACUGAACAACACAGGCACCUCAUCUCUCAUGACCGGAGUCCAAUCAGGAGACUACUCAAUCCAAACCCAACCACCAGAUUCCAGCACCCUAUCGCCAACCUCCCGACCCCGAACCCUAUACCUACCACACACCCACCUCACCCUCCAAUCCCUCCUCCACUACCUCUACACUUCCUCUCUCCCUCCAUCUACUUCUCCCCUCUGCACCCCUCAAAUCCUCUGUUCUCUCCUCCAAAUAGCACGCCCCUACAAAAUCGACGGCCUCCUCGAAGCAGUCGUCGAACGCCUACACUCCGUCCUGGACUCCCGCAACGCAGCCGCCGUCUUCAACGCCUCCGCCAUGGCCGCAGGCGGCGGUCGCUCCACCAGCGGAGCCGAAAACUGGCUCUCGGGCGAUUUCAACGAUAUUCCCAUCCGUGGAGUGAGUGGACCCCCAGUGUUGCAAAUCGGGUCCAUGGGCUCGGAUAUUUCUCUGCGCGGUCAGGGUCAGCAGCAACAGGGUUCCCAACCGCUACGCAUCAACACCUCGUUCAACUCGACGGGGUCGUCAGCGCCGGAUGAGGAGAGUAUGUCCGCGACCUCGAGCGCGGCGUCGGAGUACAGCGAGAGCGAGAUGGGGAGUAGUCUUGCGGGCGAGAGUAAUGCGCGGGCAGGUAGCGGGGAGGUUUGGAAGGGGGAUUUGAGCGCGGUGAUUGGGUUGCAGAAGCGUGGGUUGAGGGGCUUGAUGGAGGGGCGGAGGUUGAGGGAACGCGGGGCCAGUGUGGGGCAGAGUACUAUGAGGGUUGGGUUGGGGAUUGGUGGGGCUGGGUAG
This is a messenger RNA of Mollisia scopiformis, 3374 nucleotides long. RefSeq lists its product as uncharacterized. NCBI's taxonomy places the organism in Eukaryota, Fungi, Ascomycota, Leotiomycetes, Helotiales, Mollisiaceae. The transcript has a single exon. Gene Ontology annotation, biological process: cell redox homeostasis. The record is from RefSeq and is a predicted model, not a curated record. Gene Ontology annotation, cellular component: mitochondrion; cytosol. Bases 240 to 3374 code for a protein of 1044 amino acids. Gene Ontology annotation, molecular function: protein binding.